Molecule: messenger RNA, 4116 nt
Organism: Lingula anatina
Lineage: Eukaryota; Metazoa; Brachiopoda; Lingulata; Lingulida; Lingulidae
Product: glutathione hydrolase 1 proenzyme
Biological process (GO): glutathione catabolic process
Cellular component (GO): plasma membrane
Molecular function (GO): glutathione gamma-glutamate hydrolase
Source: RefSeq, a predicted model, not a curated record
GAUGAGUUGCAUUGUUGGUUAUCCUGUUUAUUAUUUGUGCCUCUGGGCCCAGCAUGAAGAACAUCUGGAAGAGAGAACCUUUUCCUGCUUUUUGUUCGCGUUCUUACGAUGACAUCCCCUGUAAGCGAUCGACCCAUGAACUCUCCUCCGAUUGGUUAGAGCUAAAAUUUUCCUAAUAUAAGUGUUGAACCUUUUUGUUUGUAUCACUCCUGUAAAAAGCUGAGUGCUGCUCGAUCGUUUUCUGUGAUAGCCAGGGUCGAAUUGAUACUCGUUGCGGUUUGCACUAUAGUUUUGUCUCUUGAAGUGAUCCUCUCUGCAGCGGUUUAGCCACACUGUGCAAAAUUUGUAACAAAAAGUUUGGAAUCUUGGUAAGGAAUAUCCCUACUGGCAAGGCGAAUUUCGCAAGGGGCACAGGGCGAACGCCCAGCACCAGAGGACGUGGAAGUUUUAGUGGACAAUCUGGAGGACGAACAGACAGGUUACGAAGAGACGACCAUGCCAGACACCCAGCGUCUGUAUUGGAGAAAGUGGGACGCAAGGUCCAUAUUACAACGUCGAUGCAUCCUACUGACGUGCUUAUUUCUAAUUGUUGCUAUAGCGUUAACAUUGGCAGUAGUCAUUGCGUUGUUUCAUGAAAGAUUGGCUAAAAACCCCAAAACAUCAGAUAAACUGUUCGUGCCACCGUCAGAUUCAAUCCUAGGAAAAUACGACAGUGCCGCUGUUGCAUCAGAUGUCGAAGAAUGCUCUGUUGUUGGAAAACAAUUUCUUAAAAGAGGAGGCACGGCAAUAGAUGGAGUGAUAGCUACUUUGUUGUGUGUCGGGGUGCAUAAUAUUCAUAGUAUGGGUUUGGGAGGUGGAUUUUUCAUGGUAUAUUACGAUAGGCGGAGGAGGAAAGUCAUGACGAUAGACGCCCGAGAAAAAGCCCCCAUAGCGGCUUCCAAGUUCAUGUACAAUCACAAUAAAGAAGCAUCAUUGAGAGGUGGUCUUUCUAUAGCGGUUCCCGGGGAGAUCAAGGGGUACUGGGAGGCACAUCAGCAGUUGGGGCGGCUGCCUUGGAGCGAGCUGUUUAAGCCUGCUAUUCAGUUUUGUAGAAAUGGCGCCAAAGUACACAACGCUCUAGCCACAGCUUUGAAACUGUUAGAGCAUGAUAUAAGGGAGGAUCCAUCCCUCAGUGAAAUGUUCAUCGAUGAGAAAACUGGUGAACUACUCCAAGAGGGCGAUCUCGUGUAUAACCAUAAACUGGCAGAUACGCUCCAAACAAUAGCAGACGACGGAGUAGACGCCAUGUACGGCAACCACAGUCUGGCACGCAGCAUCGUAGCAGAACUCAAAGAUGCAGGAAGCAUCAUAACUGAGCGGGACUUGGAGCACUACGAUGCAUUAAUCAAGCCACCAUUGAAUCUCACUCUGAGGAAUGGAAUGACAGUGUACACUAACCGUCCUCCAGCAUCGGGCGCCGUGCUCAGUUAUAUUAUUAACAUUCUACAAGAAUACAAUAUGUCGAAGGCAGAUAUCGCAACCCCUGAGGCGGCAGGUCUGACAUAUCACCGCAUGGUAGAAGCCUUUAAAUUUGCCUACGCCAAGAGGACCGAGCUUGGUGAUGAGGCACGGGAAGCCGGACUGGAGGACGAUGCCGCCCAAAAACUUAAGCAGAUUGUGGAUCUCUUGUCGUCAAAGAAUCAUGCUGCUGUGACACGUGCCAAAAUCAAUGAUGACACGACGCAGGUGGUGGACUACUACGGAGCGGUGUUCUCGGAGACAGACCCAAAAGGAGGCACUUCGCACGUGUCCAUUCUGGACUCCCAAGGGGACGCGGUCUCUGUAACGAGUACCAUCAAUUUUUACUUGGGGUCUUUGGUACGAGGUAACAUUACAGGAAUUGUAUAUAACGACGAGAUGAAUGAUUUUUCACUGCCAUCAACCCCAAACGCAUUUGGCCUGCCACCAUCGGCUGCAAACUUUAUCCAUCCACAGAAGCGUCCCAUGUCGUCUAUGGCACCGGCAAUACUCGUUGAUAAACAUGGCGACGUCCAACUUGUACUUGGGGCAGCAGGCGGGUCUAAAAUAACUUCGACUCUGGCAGAGAUAAUAAUGCGCUGUGUUUGGUUUGACGAGGAUAUUAAACAAGCAGUAGAUUACCCCAGAUUACAUGAUCAGCUGAUACCAACAACUGUGUUUUAUGAGAAAAAUAUGCCAUCUACAAUUCUUGCCUCUUUGGUGGAAAGAGGACAUAACAUGACAUUAUCCAACCCAAAUGGUCGUUUCUCAGUUGUAGAAGGCAUCCAGCGGAAAGAUGGGAAAGUCUAUGCAAAUUGUGACUUCAGAAAAGGCGGAAACCCUGCUGGAUACUGAGCAAAAUAUCAAAUAUAAAAGGGAAACUCAGGGUUUUUUUCACACAAAUCUCAAUGUCUGAUUUGCCCAGCUCGGGUUAACAAGUAAUAUAACAGAUGGAGUCUAGUCUUUGCCAGUGGGAAUACAUGGAACAGGUGAUGCACCAACGCCAGUCAUCACUGCUGCGUCCUAAAUCUAGAUCUCUCAUUAUGAAUAUUUCCAUGCAUUCAUUGACAUCAGGCAGCAUCUUCUGAUAAGAAAUAAUAGGAUGUGUGUUUGUUGUGAUUCUGUUGGUAUGUUUGGGUGAAUCUGUUGGACAAGAAAAGUUCAUUCAAUUGCCAAGUAAUGAUAGUCCCUAUGGCAAGGCAGUGUCUGAUAUAAAUUUUAGUGUGUCAUUGAAGUGGAUUAGUUUAUAAAUUGUUCAGAAAACUUUUGUUGAGAAAUUGGUCACAGCACAUGUAGACCUAUCAGAAUAUGAUACAAAGAUUUUGUAUCACAGUGCUUGCAUAUAAUUAUUAACUCAUCAAUUGUUAUACAAAAGAUUGUCUGCGAUAUGAUCUCUUUUUUUUUUAUAAAAGGUGUGCAAAGCCAUUGUUUUAUUAUAGUUUAACUUUGAAUUUAGUAUGAAGAACUUCCAAUAUUUAAUAAAAGCACUACCUCCAUAUAGCCAAUAAUACUCAUUCAGCACUGUAACAAUAAUGUUCCACUGCUGUCAGGCAUGGGCUGUUAAUGUAUUUGAACUGCUACCAUAGCUUCAAAAGCAAGAUGUGUAACAGGAUUCACAAACAACAGUCACCAAAUACUGCAUAACUAUUAAUAUAUUUUACAGGGUCUAAGGGACCAUUCCCACAGAUAUUUGGAUCGAUCUAUCUCCCUGGGGAGUCUCACUAAAUUGCUGUCAACUUGGCCUGCUUAAAUGUCUGUCACGCCUAAUAAAACUGUUGAGGGGUAAGUAUCUUUACCCCCUGGCUGAUUUGGUAGGCAUGACAAACAUUUAAGCUGGUUAGUUAAUAACAAUUUAGUGAGACUCCCCAAGGAGUUAGAUCAAUCCGGAUGGAUCGAUCUAUGUAUGGGAACCCAGUUUAAAACUAAUUUGAAUUCUCAUAAAGAUGAGUCUAGAUUUUUUUCUUUAUAUGUUAUGACAUUGCAUUUACAUUUUCCUUUUUUGUGCUUUUAUGCAAGUCAUAGAGAUGAUGAUAAUAUGUGUAAAUUAUAUUUUUCUAGCAUGGUCUCACCCACAGUUUGUUGUAUUUAAAAUGUUUAGUUGUAACACUGGGGGUAAAAAGCCUGUGAACUAUACUCUCUCUUGCCAGUAUUAUUAGAAAAAGGGUAAUGAUAGGGAACCUCCUUUUUAACUCACUUUGAAUGUACUGUAGUUUGUUUAAAUUGCCUCAGUUUUAAAGAAUGGUGUACAUUUUAAAUAACUGAAUCUCAGAAAUAUAUUGAAAGUUUUAAAAUGCAGUAUUUCAUCCUUCAUCACCAAAACCUAGUCACAUGUAAUUCUGUAAUAUAGCCUUGUUGUAUAAUAUAGUCUUUGUAGAUUUUUCAUCAUCAUAAUAAUAAUGAUUUUAAGUUUAGUAUUUGUAUACCAAAGUUAGGUUUGUACGAGAUGAAUCUCCCAAUCAUUUUAUUUCAUAAUGAUCAUAGUAGUAGAACACUGUCUCAUAUGAGGUUGUGCAUAACACAAUCAAAUGUAAGUGAACGGAAUUAGUUCCCUAUGGGAAUAUAUUUAAACAUCUGCCUGCAAAUUUCUACAGAAAAACAAUAAAAGAUGGUGAAACAUUA